GUAAACAGCGCUUUAUAACAGCUAAAAGCUGCAUUGAAGGCAGAAAGGAUGCAUUGUUUGCAAUGAUCGCGCGAGCCACCUGAGCUGUUAGCCGCAAUGCUACUGAGUAGGCCUUUACCGGGGCUCUUUGGGUGAUUUCAGUUGUGCUGCUGCUGCCAAGUGGUUCACUAUGGCCCAGAACCAGGUGAUCCUGCAGUUCAGAUUCGCCACGUUUGGAGACUCUAUGCUGCAGAAGAUGAAUCUUCUUCGACACCAGAGACGCUUCUGUGACGUCAUUGUCCGCAUCAACCAGUUAGAGGUCCCUGGUCAUAAAGUAGUGUUUGCUGCUGGCUCGUCCUUCCUGAGGGACCAGUUUAUUUUACAGCAGGACUCCAAGGAGGUCCAGAUCUCUAUGAUCCAAGAGGCAGAAGUUGGCAGGCAGCUGCUGCUUUCUUGUUACACCGGCCAGCUGGAGUUUCCUGAACUGGAGCUUGUGCAUUACCUGACAGUGGCCAGCUUUCUCCAAAUGGGCCACAUUGUGGAGCAGUGCACCCAGGCCCUCAACAAGUUCAUCAAACCUCAGGCCUCCCGCCAGCUGGAGUUGGAUGUGGAAAUAAGGAGAGAGAAAGGAGGGGAAGGUUCCUCCUCCCAGGCUCAGAGGGAGCUUGAGCGUACUCAGGUGCGGACCGUACCUGAGGGAGUGGAGGAGGAUGAGGAGGACGAGGAGGAUGAAACAGUAGUUAUGGGAAAAGUUGAGGGAGAAAACAAUGUUGAGAGUGAUGAUGAAGAUGAUGAGGAUGAUGAUGUAAUAAUACAACCCAAGAGCCCUGUCCAGGUUUGGAGGAAGCGUCCAAGGCCAGGUUUGGUGGAAAAUGACAUCACCAUAGUGAAAGUGGAGUCUGUAAAUGAUGUCACCGAAAACACAAUCACUGGUCACUUCUCUGCCAGCCCCCCCGCUGCGCUGCACUCCCCCGAGCCCCAACACUCGCUCAUCAACUCCACUGUGGACAGCCGUGGCAGCGAGACAGCAGUCCCACCUGACAUGGCCGGUUAUCCCCUUAGCCCCCCUCCCUCGUCCCCGCCCACGGAGAAGCACAGCGGACACCAGAGGAACUAUGACAAACCGCUGCAGUGGUACCACCAGUGCCCUAAAUGUGCCAGGGUCUUCCGCCAGCUGGAGAACUAUGCCAACCACCUCAAGAUGCAUAAGUUGUUCAUGUGCCUCCUGUGUGGGAAGACCUUCACCCAGAAGGGAAACUUGCACCGACAUAUGCGCGUCCAUGCUGGCAUCAAGCCCUUCCAGUGCAAAAUAUGCGGCAAGACAUUCACCCAGAAAUGUUCACUUUUGGAUCACCUAAACUUGCACAGUGGGGACAAGCCGCACCGCUGCAACUAUUGCGACAUGGUGUUUGCUCACAAGCCUGUGCUACGAAAGCACCUCAAACAGAUCCACGGCAAGAACAGCUUUGACAACGCAAAUGAAGGCAGCCUGCAUGAGAGCGGCCUGGAGUUUGAUUUUGGGCGAAUGUAGAAUACCUUUGAAUUAUCUUAUUUCUUCAGAUAUAGGUGAUCAGUUCUCAAAGAUCGUCACUGUGGUUGACUUUA
Molecule: messenger RNA, 1584 nt
Organism: Cyprinodon tularosa
Lineage: Eukaryota; Metazoa; Chordata; Actinopteri; Cyprinodontiformes; Cyprinodontidae
Gene: zbtb26
Product: zinc finger and BTB domain containing 26
Exons: 2
Coding region: 170-1510 (446 amino acids)
Biological process (GO): regulation of transcription by RNA polymerase II
Molecular function (GO): DNA-binding transcription factor activity, RNA polymerase II-specific; RNA polymerase II cis-regulatory region sequence-specific DNA binding; protein binding
Source: RefSeq, a predicted model, not a curated record